Molecule: messenger RNA, 891 nt
Organism: Torulaspora delbrueckii
Lineage: Eukaryota; Fungi; Ascomycota; Saccharomycetes; Saccharomycetales; Saccharomycetaceae
Product: substrate-binding domain-containing protein
Exons: 1
Coding region: 1-891 (296 amino acids)
Source: RefSeq, a predicted model, not a curated record
AUGUCGAUCAGAGUCGGUUACGUUCCCGAACACUUCUCCACACCAAUUCAAUUUGCUCAAUUGCACGGCUUCUUUCAACAAAAUGGUUUGAAAGUAGACCUUAUCGCCUACCCUAGCGGGUCAGGCCACAUGAUCACUUCCUUAAACAACAACGAGCUCGAUAUCGCCAUUGGACUUACCGAAGCCUUUGUCCGUGGUGUAGCCGACACCACUGAUGUACCUUAUGAGAUCAUUAGCACUUAUGUGACUUCCCCAUUAAACUGGGCAGUCUCUACAGGUGUUAACAGAGAUGACAUCAAAGGAGUCGCUUCAUUGGAAAACAAAAAGAUCGGCGUUUCGAGGAUCGGAAGUGGUUCAUACGUUAUGUCAUAUGUUUUAGCUCUGGAACAACAAUUCAAGAGUAAUCCGCCUUACAGCGAUUGGCCCAUUUGUAACACAUUUGCCCGUUUAAGAGAGGCUGUUAAUGACAAGACUUGCGAUGCAUUCAUGUGGGAAUAUUUCACCACCAAGAAAUACUAUGAAACUCCACAUAAGGAACUUAAGAUGGUGGGGAAUAUCUAUACUCCAUGGCCCUCCUGGGUCGUUGUUAGAAACAAAACUCUUACAGACCAACAAACGCGUUCUUUUAUGAAGGCAUUAGAUCAAGGUAUCCACUAUCUCAAAGACCAUCAAGAAGAAGCCGUUGAAUACAUAUAUAAAAACCUGGAUUACAGUGAGUCCGAUGCGCGCGAGUGGCUUUCUACUGUGGUGUUCCAAUUGGCAGGCGCUAAAGACGCUAUGAAACAAACAGUCGACCUACUAGUUGUAGCUGGAGUUUUGAAACAUGGCCAAGAACCGGACAUUUUGAAACGUAACCUCAAGACCGGACACUGUGAAACGUGGUCAACCUGA